UGCCAGUCCUCCUCCACUGACAGCGCCGCGCAAUUACGCGCUAAGAAGGGCCUUCCUCUGCACUCUGGCAGUCAUUCCCUCAAGUGCUGUGAGUGUUGUGUUGUGAGAACCUCAAAUGCAAAGGAUUAGCAACGACCGGUGGUGAUUUUUGUCAUUGAAUUAGCCAUGGUGGUCACCAGCAAGAGCGAGCAGUUGGACUCGAUUUUCGCCGAGCUCGGCGACUUUGGCAGGUACCAGGUCAAGCAAUAUGCCUUCCUCAGCCUGCCGGUCAUGUUUAGCGCGGCAUUCACCAUCAGCUAUGUCUUCACCGCGGGUCAAGUGCCGCAUAGAUGCCUUGUACCCGAGUGUGGCGACUCGUUAAACGCUGAUAGCUCAAAUUUUCAACCACCCUGGCUGCGAGAGGCAGUGCCCUUUGAAGUAGCCUCCAACGCCCCCAGCGCCUGCCUCGCCUACAACCACCUCGAUAAUGCAACAGACACGUGCAAUUUUGAUAAAUCGGCAACGCACGAGUGCUCCGAAUGGAUUUUCAAAGGACCGGAGAACACGAUUCAAAGCGAAUUCAAUCUAGCAUGUUCGAAUGACAUGUGGCGACUGGCGUUUGUGGGCACCCUGAACAAUAUAGGUCGCUUGGUUGGACUCCCUCUCCAUGGUUAUGUUUCAGACAGAUACGGCAGAAAAGCUGCACUGAUAUUCACAAUGCUGGGUUCUGGUAUAUUUGGUGUUUUGCGAUCUUUAUCGUGGAAUUACGAGUCUUUCCUCGCAUUUGAGUUCCUCGAGGCCGCCUUCUCAGGAGGCAUUUAUGCCAUUGCCUUCAUUCUAGGCAUGGAGCUAGUUGGACCAAGUAAAAGAGUAUUGGGAGGAGCGGUUAUUGUUUGGGCUUAUGCUCUCGGACAAGUUUUAUAUGCUCUGAUUGCGUGGGCACUAGGGGACUGGCGCCAAAUCCUCCUCGCAUCAUAUUCACCAGCUUUGCUUUUCGUGUUUUAUAUUUGGUUGAUCCCUGAAUCUGUGAGAUGGCUGAUGUCUCAUGGAAAAUUCAGGGAUGCUCGAAACGUUAUCAAAAGUGCAGCAGCAACAAACCGGGUUCGACUCAGUGAGCCUUUAUUGGGAGAUAUGGAAAAGUGGCAAGAUGGUUCAAAGGAAACAAUUACUGGAGAAGAAGAACAGGGUGAUUCAUUGUGGUCUGCGAUGUGUCAGGUGUUUACUUCUAAGGUUUUAGUUUUGCGACUUGCAAACUGCUAUUUGUGCUGGGUCACCAAUAAUCUGGUCUAUUACGGACUAUCGCUGAACGCAGUGUCACUGGCAGGCACUGAAAACCAAUACCUCAACUUCAUUCUCGUAAGCAUCGUUGAAGCACCCUCGUACAUUUUCGCCUGGCAAGGGAUGACCCGAUUUGGCCGCAGGAAAACUUUGUGCGCGGCGCUGAUUAUCAGCGGCAUCUCCUGUUUCACAAGCCCUUUUGUGCCGGAAGAAAGCAAGUGGAUCAGACUGCCGCUCUACUUGACUGGAAAAUUUGCUAUCACAGCAGCUUUUGACACCCUCUAUAUAUUCACGGCGGAAAUUUUCCCUACCAAAUUGAGAACCAGUCUGCUCGCCUCGUGCUCCAUGGUGGGACGGCUCGGUGCAAUGUUAGCCCCUCAGACCCCCCUACUUGCAAAAAUUUCGCCUUACUUGCCGCUGGAGAUAUUUGGAGCGUCAGCCCUCAUUUCUGGAAUGCUAGCCCUGCUUUUCCCCGAGACACUUGGCAAGUCCUUGCCCGACUCAGUUGAUGAGGCCAAGAAUUUGAAGUCAGAGGAAGCAAAAGUCGAAAAAAACAGUAAACGAGUGGUGCCAAAAGUCAUCCUCACCACUUCGGACGACGACAAAAUGUGAAAAUUUUAAAAAGCAUUUUACCUCAAGUAUUAUAUUUAUAAAUAAGCUCCAAUUUUUAAGUCUGUGUGUACCAAAUCUAGCAUAACUUAUUAUUAAAAAUCAUGUGUGUAUUGCAAGCCAUUCCAAAAGUUAACACUUUUAAUGCAAAGAGGAGCUUUAAGGGAAUAAAAUUUAUUUUUACACUUAGGAUAGCGGAGGUAAAAAUUUAUUAUUAUGCUUAAAAAUAAAUACAUCAUCCUUAAAUG
Messenger RNA from Neocloeon triangulifer, 2114 nucleotides. RefSeq names its product organic cation transporter protein-like. Gene Ontology annotation, cellular component: membrane. The coding region runs from base 166 to 1869 and encodes 567 amino acids. Gene Ontology annotation, biological process: transmembrane transport. Gene Ontology annotation, molecular function: transmembrane transporter activity. The record is from RefSeq and is a predicted model, not a curated record. Lineage: Eukaryota; Metazoa; Arthropoda; Insecta; Ephemeroptera; Baetidae. The transcript is spliced from 10 exons.